AUGUAUCCACCUCAGUGGAUGACAAAGAAACAAAUGGACCAUCAGACCAUAAAAGGAAAGAUUACCAAUAAUCGUAUCAAAGAACAAUUUCCUGAUCAAGAAAUUUUUGAAGAAUACAAAACACUAUAUGACAGUGAUGAACAAAAUAAUUCGGCUGAAAAACCGAAUUACCUGUGA
This is a messenger RNA of Dentiscutata erythropus, 177 nucleotides long. The record is from the annotation of a GenBank genome assembly. NCBI's taxonomy places the organism in Eukaryota, Fungi, Glomeromycota, Glomeromycetes, Diversisporales, Gigasporaceae.